UAUUCCUCCUACUUCAACACGCCCCCGCUCCCCAAACCCACCAUGGAUCCCUCGCGCGGCUCGCGAUUUCUGGACCCCACGUCCGCCGUGGCGGCCAUCACAAAGCACAAAGCCGAAGCCAUGAAGCUCGCUCGCGAGCAAAGCGUGGCGGUCCAGGAGAUGUGUCGACGAGCAAAAACCGAGUGUCCACCGUACGAAUUCGAGGAACUGAUCGGCAAGGGCUCGUACGGCCGCGUGUACAAGGGUCACCAGCUUCCCUCGCGCAAGGUGGUGGCCAUCAAGGUGCUGGACAUUGAUUCCAUGGACUAUCAGUCGGUUCGGGAUUUUCGGGAUGAGUCGAUUAAGGACUUCAUCCGCGAGACGAAGGUCAUGAAGCAGGUGAAAGACUCGGGCGCGAAGAAUAUCAACGCGUUGAUUGAGGCGAUUUCGAUCCAUUCGCAGCUGUGGCUGGUUUGUGAGUAUUGUCCGGGUGGGAGUGUGAGGACUUUGAUGCGAGCGACCGGCGACCGGCUGGAAGAUAAGUAUAUCAUCACCAUUGCACGAGAACUGGCCGCAGGGCUGCGUGCUAUCCACGAUGCCGGCAUCAUUCAUCGCGAUAUCAAAGCUGCAAACAUCUUGAUUCAUGAAGAAGGAAGAUUGGAGAUUUGUGACUUUGGUGUUGCAGGGGUGCUUCAAUCGCAGAUGGACAAACGGUCUACUUGGAUUGGAACGCCACACUGGAUGCCCCCAGAGAUGUUUGCAACUCGUGGUGAAGCCCACCAGUAUGGUAGCGAGAUCGACGUCUGGGCCUACGGGUGCACACUGUUCGAAUUUGCUACAGGAAAUCCCCCGAACUCGAACCUUCGCGAGAGGAUGCAGAUUGGCCGGCAGUUGACCCGAAACACCCCGAAGCUGGACAAUGCGAAGUACAGCGACGGCCUCAAGAGUCUCGUUUCCUAUGCGCUAGAAUCCAAUCCGAUUUCACGCCCCUCGAUGGCCGAUGUCAUGACACACUCCUAUAUUGCUGAUACCGAGGAAGCCUAUCCCACUUCCUCCCUCAGCGAGCUUGUCCGGAAUUACUACCAGUGGUCGCAGCGAGGAGGCCAGCGUAUCUCUUUGUUCCACCCUGGAGGUGCUGCGGCUGCAGAGGCGCCAGGCGCUGAAACCAACUACGACGAAGACUGGAACUUCAGCACGACGGAUGGAUUCGAGCGUCGGUUCUCCGUCAUCGACCUGGAUCAGCUAGCCGCCUCUCUGGCCGAGAUGGAAGACGAGAUCAGCCCGACGACCAAGACUGGUGCAGAGAACGAGGCUGGGGACGACGCUUCGGAUGGGGAGAUGACGACUGAAGAUAAAGCGAACUUUGAUGAGCGCGUCCGUCGCGGGGCCGAGGCAAUGGAAGGUCUGUUCAACGAAGACAAGCCGAGCUACAAGUACGAGACCAAGAACGACUUCGUGCCCAUCGAGCCAAAGCCCCCCGUAUCCGACCUUCCACUCCGCACAGAUACCGAUCGGUCGUCCGUCACUUCCACCUUCAUCGAUAUCGACAUCGGCUCCUUCGACUCGUCGCACUAUGCCGCAGGCGCUACCUCCGCGCAGCCAUUCCAGCUCGCAGAUGCCGACACCAUUCGGGCGAAUCGGACCAGUGGCCGGCAGCACCGGAACUCGAUUGACGGUCGUUCUCGGUCGUCCAGCAGCGGCGUGAGCAGCAAUCAGGACCCCGAAGAGUUCCAACCGUCCGCUCCCCGUCCUCCCACCAUGGACUGGAAGUUCCCUGUCUUCAUGCAAGUUCCAGACGAGGAGGGCGAGCCAGCCCGCGAGCCCGAGCCCGAGAUCGCGCCGGAGACGAAGCCCGCGGAGCCCGAGACGGCAGAUAAACGAGCUACCAUGGAAUGGACGUUCCCAGUGAUGACCGCACCCGCGGACGACGGGCCAGAAAGCCACGUCGACGCAGGUCGGUACGACACCCUCAAAGCUCCCAUCAUCGACAUGCAGACAUCCGCCACAGUCCGACACUCCGUGAUCGGCGAACCGGGAGACUCCCGGCCCUCUACAUCGCGCUCCGAGUCCAACGCAUCCGUCAGCUCAGAGGACGCCUACGAUCCCUUCCGAUUCGAUCGUCCCUCCACGCCUACCGGCGGUCUUCUUGACGGACGUCGAGAGAACAACCCCACCGAGAUGGUCGAUCCCCUGGCGCCGCAUGACUACGAACCCAGCGUGAUGGAUGGACCCGGCCCCGACGCAGAAGACCCCGGCGAGAUCUGGCAGAAGCCCACUGCAGGACCCGGAGCCGACGCUGACCGGUCUCCCGCGCUGUCGGAACCAUUCCCCACGGCUGUCCCCACGAAGCAUCUCGACCUCAACUUCCCUUUCGUGCCCCCUGCCUCUGCGUCUAUGUCGGAUGCCCUGCCUACCGCGAGGAAUAACUUCCCGGUGCUUACUACUACGGAGGGAGAGCCGAUCCUCUUCCCUGAACUUACCUUGCCGCAGCUGGAUACAUUUGAUGCUGGUGCGGGGGACCGUGCAAUGGCGGGGGAGCUUGACCGGCUGCUGGAGAACUUUAUUGAUUCGUUGAAUGCGACAAAUGAGGCGUUGUCGCGGGUGAGUAUUGGGCCGGAGGUGAGAUCGGACUUGAGCUCGACACCGGAGCAUUCGGAGUGAUGGUCUGCACAUAUGCUUGUUGAUUGUUGAUUGGAUGGGGUUGUUCUAUGGCUGGUGGGUAACGAGUUACGAUUAUCGUGCAUGUUUAUGGCUGCGGUGUUGUCAUGGCAUCUGGAAAAGGAUCUCGCAUGUUUCUGCUUCUGAUGGGGUGUGGUGUCUAGAUGGGGAGGGAAGGGGAGUCUUGAGAGCCGGCUAUGAUUUAUCUAUUCGGAUGUGGAUUU
Molecule: messenger RNA, 2861 nt
Organism: Aspergillus heteromorphus CBS 117.55
Lineage: Eukaryota; Fungi; Ascomycota; Eurotiomycetes; Eurotiales; Aspergillaceae
Product: putative serine/threonine protein kinase
Exons: 4
Coding region: 43-2640 (865 amino acids)
Biological process (GO): protein phosphorylation
Molecular function (GO): protein kinase activity; ATP binding
Source: RefSeq, a predicted model, not a curated record